Messenger RNA from Glycine soja, 402 nucleotides. RefSeq lists its product as uncharacterized. The record is from RefSeq and is a predicted model, not a curated record. Lineage: Eukaryota; Viridiplantae; Streptophyta; Magnoliopsida; Fabales; Fabaceae. Bases 1 to 402 code for a protein of 133 amino acids. The transcript has a single exon.
AUGACUCUUGAAGAGGAUUAUAGUGCCAUCAAGGAGAAUCCAAAGAAGCUAGGUGAUCCCAGUAGUUUUACUAUUCCUAUAUCAGUUGGGAAUCUAUCAGUAGGAAGAGUAUUCAUUGAUCUUGGAUCUAACAUCAACUUAAUGCCAUUAUCUCUGCUAAAAAAAAUUGGAAAGAUAUCAAUGAAACCAACACACAUGAUGAUACAACUAGCAAAUCAUUCCAUUAAUUUUCCUCUUGGAAUAGUGGAGAACAUCCCUGUACGAGUUGGGAGGUUCACCAUACCAGUGGACUUUGUCAUCAUGGAUAUCAAAGAAGAUGUCAUUGUCCCUUUAAUUCUAGGAAUACCAUUUAUGAAUACUGCUAAUAUCGUCAUCGGUGUUGCGGAGGGCAAAUGCACUUGA